Phyllopteryx taeniolatus (common seadragon) is the source of this 4961-nucleotide messenger RNA. It is a transcript of the gene fancd2, whose product is annotated as FA complementation group D2. Gene Ontology annotation, biological process: double-strand break repair involved in meiotic recombination; interstrand cross-link repair; homologous chromosome pairing at meiosis. Gene Ontology annotation, cellular component: nucleus; condensed chromosome. Gene Ontology annotation, molecular function: DNA polymerase binding. The transcript is spliced from 44 exons. The record is from RefSeq and is a predicted model, not a curated record. NCBI's taxonomy places the organism in Eukaryota, Metazoa, Chordata, Actinopteri, Syngnathiformes, Syngnathidae. Bases 98 to 4420 code for a protein of 1440 amino acids.
CGACAGCCGUGAUAAACAUUGGCGCGAAUUUGUCGUGUUUGGUCGCGGAGAAAAAGUCGUCUGUCGCUCCAACUCGUAGCAGACAGUGCUUAUCAAGAUGAUGCGGAAAAGACGAGGCUCAUCUGUGGAUAUUGGCGAGAAACAAGCCCCUUCCUCCACUAAGGCAAAGAAGAGCCGCACCAUUGGUCGCCAGUCUGAGGUGUCUGCUCCAGAAGAGACAGCUGAAAGUGUAUUCAGUACGUUUGUGCGAGAGGCAGGCGUCACAUUGAGUCACGGCAGCGCCUCCAAUGAGAUUGCUGUUGACCAGGUGGUGUUUCAAAAAAGGAUCAAGCAAAAGCUACAGAAGAGUCCCAGGUACCCCGGUAUUGUGCAGGAAUUCAUCAGUGGACUGGAAUCUCAUAUUGAGGAUGCAGACAGAUUUAGGAAUUGCCUCCUCCCUUGUGUUCCAAGAAUGCCCGAUGGCGACUUCAGGUGUGUCAGCUCCUUCCAGGAAAGCCUGCUGCGCAUGCUGCUUGGCAUUGAGAUGCUUCAGACUCUUAUCAUUAACACGUUGCUUGAGAAACUGCCUGAAUAUAUGCUCAACAGUGCUGACGAUGCCGGGCUCAGUAUUCCACGCAUUAUCAUCAACCAGCUCAAGUGGCUUGACAGAGUGGUGGAAAGCAAGGAGCUGGCGGUCAAGCUCAUGGAGCUGCUGUCAGUGGCACCGGUGGACAUCCAGCGUGAUAUCAUCAACAGCCUGCCAGAGAUACUGGAGGACUCACAGCAUAAUGAUAUAGCCAGGGAGCUGAAUUCUUUGCUGAAGGAGAACACUCAGUUGACUGUGGCUAUCUUGGAUGCCCUCGCAAGUCUGAACCUCAGCUCCUCAUUACUGACUGAGGUUCGUGGGGCCGUUAUGAACACCUUGGCUGCUGUGCAACUGGAAGAUCUACCUGCGGUGGUCAAAUUUAUUCUGCAUUCCAUUUCGGCGUCUGAUGCGUACGAGGUGGUGUGUGGGCUUCGUAAGAAAUUAGAACUAGAGCAGUGUGUUCUCCCUCCUGUGAUGCAAGCGUCCCAGAACCGCCUAAGCAAAGGAUCAGCGGCGUUCAACUUGACUACAGCAACCACUGGCAGCCAGGAUUUCAUUACCCUGAUUGUGGAUGCCAUUAAAUCAGCUGUGCGGUUCCAGAAGACAAUAUCUGAGGCGUGGCUCAAGGCAAUCGAGUCUGUGGAAGAAGUGGAGGAGCACAAGGUGAUAGAUCUGCUGGUGCUGUUCAUCUUGCACUCCACCAACGCUAACCAGAGUCGGCGGGGUGCCGAGAAGUUGCUGAAAAUGAAAGUGAGGACUGGCCUGAUCUCUGAGGCGCUGCUGCAGAAGACCUUUAAGGACAACAAGCAGGUCCUGCGGGGGUAUUUCUCCUCCAUCCUUGCCCUGGCUCAGAGUUUGUUGCGCUCCCCAGACCCCUGCGUUGUCCCGUUUGCUGGACACAUGUAUCGGCAUUCCUUCACGUCUUUUGAUACUUACUGCCAGCAGGAGGUUGUGGGCUCUUUGGUGACCCACGUGUGCAGUGGUGUCGGCGUCGAGGUAGACAUGGCCCUGGAGCUGCUCUGCAGUCUGGUUACUGAACUGCCUGCCGAAAUAGGGCCGUAUGCUGUUUUUGUCAAGGGAAUUUUGGACUACCUAGACAAUCUCACACCUCAGCAAAUUCGCAGACUUUUCCAUCUGUUGAGCAGACUUGCAUUUGGACCACAACAAGGCUCACACAUUCAGGACGACAUGCACAUUGUAAUCCGCAAACAACUCUCCAGCACUGCGCCCAAGUACAAGGGCAUCGGCAUAAUCGGUGGCGUUAUGAUCAUAGGCAGCAUGGGGGCACUCGUACCUAAAGCCAAAGCUUCUCAGACCACCUCGUUACCACCAGAGACAUUCAGACAAUUGUCAGCCCUGUUGGAGUUGGUGCAGUCCAGUAGUGAGACUUCACCUGAAGCUGCAGCUCUGUACUGUGACGAGCUGGCCAAUCUGAUUCAAACCUCCACUCUGGACCCACAAGUGCAGGAGAAGAUCAGCAAGAGAGUCUUAGAUGUCUUCCAGGGUAACUUUGUGGUGGAUCUGGGACCAGAAAGAUCAGGGUCCUUCCCCUUCCCGGCCCGUGUCAUGUACGAUCUGGAUGAGGACGAGAGUCAAGGAGGCAUUGCCAUCAACUUGAUGCCUCUGCUGGCCAAUGACAUGCACAGCAGGGCGGAGCAGCACAGUCGAGACAAGGACAACAAGAGUUCUCUCUGUUUGUCUCCAUUUUUCCGGCUGUUGCGGUUUUGUGAGGAGAAACAGAACCAAGGCGACUUAGAGGAGAUUGAUGCCUUACUGGGCUGCCCUCUCAUCCUAACAGACAUGGAUGUUGUAGAAAAAAUAGACAGCCUGUCCAAAGUGGAGAGGGAGUUCAUUUGCACUCUGCUAUUUCACACCAUCAACUGGUUCAGAGAGGUGGUAAAUGCCUUUUGCAAGAUCAAGGACAAAGAGAUGAAGAUGAAAGUGAUGACCCGUCUGCAGAACAUCACCUACCUUCACACCCUGUUGGAGAAGGCUUUGGCCGGAACUCCUGGAUAUGUUCCACCUGUUGCUAACUUUGAUGGAGAGACCACAGAUGUGAUUGUACCUAGCACUACCGCUCCUGUGAAUAAGACAAAGAAAGAUGGCUCUGGAAAGAAGAGGAAGGCGCCUGGGAAGAAUUCCUCAGAAGGCAGCUCUCAGAUAGAGGACAAGAUAGAAGAGGAAAUGCAGCAGGAGCCAGAGAAGGAGAAAGAGAAGGAGGCCCGGCAAGGAGUCAACCUGGCAUCCUACAGGCCAUUUUUCAGGGAGCUCGACUUGGAGAUACUCAGUGUGCUGCAGUGUGGCUUGAAGGCCCGCUCAACGCUGGACUCUGAACUCAACACCAAGGAGCGACAGGAAGUUCUUUUAGGUCCGGCAGAGCUGGUUUACCUGCUGGAAGAUAUGCUUCGCAAACUGGAGUUUCGUCUGACAGCUGCUCCUGCCAAGAGAGUGCCAUUCCUCAAGGCAAGGGCUGACAAGACCAUGGGCUUCUCCCACCUACAACAAAAGAGCCCCAAGGAUGUGGCUUCAUUCUGCAUCCAGAUGCUGCCUGCCCUCUGCUCACACUUGGAGAGCUGUCACAACCAUUUUCAGUCAUUGCUCUCGGACAACGACGGUAUUGUGGAUGGGCCGGGCACAGAUGCUCAGGAGCACCAGAUAAUAUCUUUUUGCUAUCAGCUUCUCCUGCAGUUGUUCAACUCCAUUUUAAGAUGGUCUGGAUUCAGCCAGCCCUGCCAUCGGAGUUUACUGAAGAACGCUUUGGGAGUCUUUGCAGGACGACUGAAAGACGGAGGAGAUGAGCUGAACCUGGAGCUUCUUGUUAAACACAGCUUUAAAUACCUGCUGAACUUCCGCAGCACCAUUCCGAAUCUCAGCUCAGCUCUGUCUCUCUCUCAGCUGUUGACCACUGUGUCUGAGAAAGGAGGCAACGCUCCUGCUUAUAGGGAGCAGACUGCUUCUCUUGCACGGAGCUUCCUGAGCCAGUCGUGGGUGACAGUCAGUGGUGAGAAGCAACGAGGGACCAAAUUCAAUGAAGCACUUCAUGCUGUCCUUAGCAUUUACCUGGAGCAUGUGGAGGAUGUUCUGAAGGCGGUUGAGGAAAUAGCUAAUGAAGGCUUCCCUCAGAUCAUUGACGCAUCGAAAGAUGAGAGCUCUGCCUCUUGGCCGACCCUCAGCAGGCAGACGUUCCUGGUCUUCUAUAAAGUUUUGAUGGCAGAGCUGGAAAAAUCAGUGCGGAAGAUUCCAUCAGGCAAAAUCAGUGACAACAGCGAGGCUCAGAGUGAGAAGCUGCUGACAUGGAACCUGGCAGUCCGGGACUUUCAUAUCCUGGUCAACCUAGUAAAGGUGUUUGACUCAAGGCCUGUCCUUAAUGUGUGCCUUAAGUACGGGCGUCUUUUCUUGGAGUCUUUCCUGAAGUUGGGGAUGCCGCUGCUCGAUUACAGUUUCAAAAGGCACAAGGAGGACGUCCAGAACCUGUUGAAGACCUUUCAGCUCAGCACCCGGCAGCUCCAUCACAUGUGUGGACACUCCAAGAUUCACCAGGACACAAAUUUGACCAACCACGUGCCUGCCGUGAAGAAGAGUCUCGAGCUGUUUGUCUACAGAGUGAAGGCCAUGCUCACGCUGAACAACUGUCAGGAGGCCUUUUGGAUGGGCAACCUCAAGAAUCGCAACCUGAAGGGUGAAGAGAUACUUUCUCAAAGGUCACAAGAAAGUGAGGAGGAAGACGAAGAACAACUGGCUCCGCAGGGCCAAUUCGAGGAAGAGGAGCAAGACAGCGACGCUGAGACAAAAAGGAAGAGCAACAGAGAGGAGAGUGGCGAUGAUGGUCAAACAGAUGAUUCUGAAAUAUACUGAUACCUCAACAAAACUAUUCAACCCAUUUUACAACAUAAAACUGCACGACUGACUCGCAUACACGCAAACAAAAGUCCAUCCAUACAUUUUUUUUGUGCCAUUUAUUAGAGUUGUGGGUGAGAUGCAGCCUAUCCCAGGGUGACACCCUGGGGUGGUCGCCAGCCAAUCGCAGUCACAUUCGCACUUAUGCACAAUUUAGUCUGAAAUGCUUGUUUAUAGAAUAUGGGAGCACGCUGAAGUAAUGACAAAAGCCGACGCAAACAAGGAGAGAACAUGCAAGCUCCACACAGGAAGGCCACAGCCUAUAUUUGAAGCCCGAAGCUCAGAACUGUGAGACAGAUGUGCUAACCACUAGGCUAUAUCACCAUGUUGUCCAAAGCAAUUGUUCACAUCAAUAAUGGAAAGUGCAUUCAUAUUUAUAGUUUACAGUAAAAACUCUUCGAGAUAAAUUCAAGAUACUGUUGACAAUGUCAGUUUUAUCAUUUUGUUCAAAAAAUAUAUUUUAAGUUUUUGCCCAAAUAAAAUGUUGUUUCUCUUGUGA